AUGUUCAAAGCCAUACCAUUUCCGCUUCAAGGAACCCCACUGUUCUGUUACAAAUGCAACACGCCCGGUCACUUCAAAGAAGCCUGCGGGUACGGCGAGUUUCGAUGUGGACGUUACUCAAGACAACACAGCACUGCCAGUUGUCAGUCAGGUGACAAGCUCCAGUGUUGCAAUUGCAUGGGGCCCCAUGCAGCCUGGGAUCAUCGCUGCAAAGACAAAAGAUCGCAAGGAGAGCACUCCAAGGCCAGCUACCAUCGCAAAGUUGGCCCUUUCUGGGCGCGCUGGGUGAAUUCCGAGGACCCAUCCUCAGCUUCGAAGAAACAGGCCAAUCCGGUGCCCGAAACCAGCGAGCAGGAGCCUCAGAAACGCCAAAGGGUAUCGAAAACUACUUUCACGAGCACGACUCCCCCCGCGACAAGCGGAGCGAAAAAACAGACAGUCCCCAAGAAGCCGCGAGGCAGGCCUCGCGGCUCCGCUCAUGUAUGUAGGGAUCCACGACAAACCUCGAUCCUGGAGUACCAUCCCCCAGUCACAGCUUCCACAGCCACUGCAAGCAAGCAGGCUGCAAACGAGCCACUCUCUGGCACGCUUGACACAUUGGGAGACACUGGUAUGGUGGACACGGAAUCCGAUGAUUCAUCGGAGGAAGACAUGAGUAUGAUGGACACAGAUGCUGCUGGUUCUCAUGAGAGUGCCGUGGCUCAAGGUCAUAACGGGAAUGGUGGUCCAGUUGCAGAAUCCCAGCCCACCACCGACGCAGACAUGGAUAUGACCGACUACACGAUGGCCGAUUCCCAGGGGAGCGCAGAAUCCCAAGUUCUAGUUUUAGGGUCGGGUUCUAGUACAGCCAACGCUGAGAAGAAGAAGAAGAAGAAGAACUGGUGGAACCGGAGAAAGAAGGCAGGCAAGACGGCUGCUUUGGCAACGGACGAAACCCAGGAACAGGCAGAAGGUAGUGAAGGGACCAAGCCUCAGGCGAAGAACACUUUUAAGGUGAAAGUGCUCAAGGAUCAAGCCCACUGUCCCGGAAACAAUAACGAAAACGACAACAACAUGAAGAAGAAGACGAAGGAGGGCAAGAGUAAGAAUAAGAAUGACGCAAAACGACAGGGUGAGGGGGCUACUACCUCUCAGGGGAACAAGACUGGAUAUAACGGCGAACUUGGCGCCAGUCUCGAUUCAAGCAACGGAGCGAAGGAGGCGGCUCAAGGGACUUUGACUCCCGGUGGCAAGACAGGGCCAGGCAAGGGCAAGGGUAAGGGCAAGGCUCCUAAGGGGGCCAAAAGCCUGGAGAAGGAUGUUGAUAUGGACAUUGAUACAACGACAGACUCGAGAGUCUAG
Fusarium keratoplasticum is the source of this 1341-nucleotide messenger RNA. RefSeq lists its product as uncharacterized. The transcript has 2 exons. Gene Ontology annotation, molecular function: zinc ion binding; nucleic acid binding. The record is from RefSeq and is a predicted model, not a curated record. The coding region runs from base 1 to 1341 and encodes 446 amino acids. Lineage: Eukaryota; Fungi; Ascomycota; Sordariomycetes; Hypocreales; Nectriaceae.